AUGGCAGAAGAAGUGAAGGAUCUUGACAACAAGAGCCCUCUCCUCCUCCAAUACAAUCCUGUUCAAAAACAAGUUCCAGUGCUUGUGCACAAUGGAAAGCCAAUAUUAGAAUCACUUUUAAUUCUGGAGCAUAUCGAAGAAAAAUGGAAGCAAAAUCCCUUACUACCUGAAGACCCCUAUGAGAAAGCUAUAACAAGUUUCUGGGCAAAAUUCAAUGAUGAAAAGCUUUUGCCUUCAGUAUGGCGGGCUUUCAUUAAACAAGGAACAGAGCAAGAAGAGACAAUUGUUCCAGUUGUGGAGAACCUGAAAUUGGUAGAAGAGCAGCUGAAGGGGAAGAUUUUCUUUGGUGGAGAGAAAAUCGGUUUUAUGGAUCUAGCAUUUGGUUGGAUAGCUAAUUUCAUUAGUGUCCUACAAGAGGUAACUACUCUAAAGGUGAUUGACUCGGACAAAUUUCCACUGUUAUGA
Messenger RNA from Ilex paraguariensis (yerba mate), 465 nucleotides. The record is from the annotation of a GenBank genome assembly. NCBI's taxonomy places the organism in Eukaryota, Viridiplantae, Streptophyta, Magnoliopsida, Aquifoliales, Aquifoliaceae.